Messenger RNA from Ostrea edulis (European flat oyster), 3645 nucleotides. Its product is annotated as angiogenic factor with G patch and FHA domains 1-like. The coding region runs from base 118 to 3078 and encodes 986 amino acids. The record is from RefSeq and is a predicted model, not a curated record. Gene Ontology annotation, molecular function: protein binding; nucleic acid binding. The transcript has 12 exons. Lineage: Eukaryota; Metazoa; Mollusca; Bivalvia; Ostreida; Ostreidae.
GGGAUCGAGAUUCCUACAGUAAAAAAGAAGAUGGCGGUCAUGUUUCGUUCCUUCUUCUUUAACCUGUUUAGGUGUUCUUGGUUGACUUGACUAUGCAUUUCUUAGUUGUAAGCCACCAUGUUUCGGUUAAUAAACCCAGAUGUUACAGAGUCAGAGUGCAAUGCUAGAAAAGAAACAAAUGCCUCCGAAGGAUCGCUGAUCACGGAGUACAAAUCGCAAGCAGCAGACGGCUGUGAGCAAUGUCAAAAAACAGAAAACGAUCUCAUCGAAUGUCGAAAGAAAUUGGAGAGAACUCAAAGGCAGCUCACGAAAGCUAACGAUUAUAACGAGGAUCUGAGAAAACAGAUCCACAGCCUCAGCUCAGAACUUCAUGAAUUCAGGAGUAAAGCCAAGCGUAAAACCGACGUUAGCACGCAAGCAGAGUUUGAUAUUAAAAGCAGUCUUUGUGGGCAAGGUGAUGAAAAUACCACAUGUGAAAACUAUGAACAGGAUGCUAACAGUAAGCCUGAGAACUUGUCUAUUGCGGAUGAACUAAAGCAAGCAGCUGAGGAAGCUGUACAAGAGACGGGAUAUGUUUAUGAUGAGUCGUCAGGGCUGUACUAUGACAAAAACAGUGGAUAUUAUUAUGACCAUGAGACCGCCAUGCAUUAUGACCCCUACACUGGUACCUAUUACACAUACAAUUCCUACUCAGGGACUUAUGUCUUCCAUUCCCAAGUUGACCCCUCCUACAUACAAGACACUAACGGAGGACCGACCACUGCAAGUACCCAGGAUUAUCAUAAGAGUCAGACUCACCAGGACUCGCUCAAAUCGGAUGCACAGAAUGAUCGGGACUCGUUCAAAGAUUACCGAGAACCAGAAGCUGAGACUAAUGCUGCAUCAGCUACCACACCAAGCAAGAAAAAUAAAAAACGAAAAAAUAAAGCUAAAAAGGAAAAGACUUGCAAAGCUCAAAAGGUUGAAGAUGAUGAGGAAAAGUCUGGAUUGUUGGAAAAUUUGGAUGGGGAAAGUGAAACUAGGAAAGAGGACACAAAGUUUGAAAUAGAGGAUGGUGAAAUUCUAGCAGGGAUGGAAAACCAAGUGAAUUAUUCCACUGAGAGUGUUGUAACCUUAAGUCCUUCCCAUAUGGAUACAAUAGAAGAAAGUGAAUCGGAAAGCAAAUUCCAGGUCAGUGAAGCUGAGCUACAAGGACUGAACAGAAAACAGAGGAGAGAGAAAAUAAGGCUAAUGAAGAAAGCUUUUGAAGAAAAAAAAAUGCAAGGUAGUUUAAAAUCUUCCCAGAGGACAGGUAGUGGUUUUGAAUCUCCAGAGAAAAUGGAGAAAAGUGAUGAGCUCAAUUACAUAACAAACAAUGGAGAAGAACAGGAGAGGAUUGAAACAGGAUAUAGUAUGUUUGGUUGUGAUGAACUAUGCUCAACAUCCGGGUCCUCCAUUCUAAUGGAGGAAACUAGCACUCACUCUGACUGUGUUGUGUCAGAUUCCAGUGUUACGACCAAAAAUUCCACAUGUAGUCCUCAGGCGAACUUAAUACAGGGUUCUGUCAGCAACACCAUGGCAGGCAGUAAAUUGGAGAAGAAUGGUGAUACAGAGGUCGAGGAUUGUCGGAGUUAUGUGGGCAGUUGUACUACUCCUGCCUGCAGGGACUGUGGCCAAACUGAGUGUAAAAUUCAUAUCAGUCUUCAGGAGGAAACACUUUAUCAGGGAAACCUCAGUGAUGAUACACAAAAUGCUGUAGAUUAUGAUUUUGUGAUUAAAAUUAAGAAUGAAAUCAGUGAUGAUAAUCAAGGUCAAAGCACUAGUCAAAGUGUUGGAACCUGUAGUGACGAAGACUCGAAGAUAAAAGAUUCCAAAUCAAUGUUAAGCGAUCACAAUAAAUCGGUGGAACAGAAUUCAACAUUGAAAUGCUCAUCAAAUGUUGAUAUGCCAGUUUCUCCUAUUUCAACUAAAAGGAAUACCUCUAAUCUUGUGUGUGAUGAAGGUCAAUCUUGUGAUGAAAUAUCUGAGAGUGAGGACAUUGGCUCGCUUUGUACGAGUGAGUCUGAACUUGAGUCGGGCGAGUUAACAGAGAGCUCGGAGGAGAGUGAUGGAAGCUCGGAUGAGGACAUGAUCCAGGAAGAGGACAAUGGAGAGGAUCAAGAUCCACAUUCGUACCCGCCAUGCAUUCGACUGAUUGUGACAGACUCGGAUCAACUGGAUUAUGGAUCACUGUUUAUAAUCACUUGCGAUGGUGGAACGAUAGGGAGAGAGAAGAAUAUCGGAAAUGUCAUCAUCAUUCCGGAUAACAACAUCAGCAGGAUCCAUGCACAGUUAAAAUACGACUAUGACACACAUCAGUACCAUCUGAUUGACUUUGGAAGUCAGAAUGGAACAUUUCUCAAUGAACAGAGAAUAUCAGAACCUAAGUGUAGCAGCAGCUCUGUCCCUGUCAGUCACGGUGACUCGGUACAGAUAGGUUGUACGAGGUUUUUCCUGCACAUCCAUUAUGGCAAUGAAACUUGUGACCAGUGUGAACCUGGUCAAGUCCAGGCAGCUUUUCAAGCUCAGAAAACAAAAGAUAUUCCAAUAUUGACCAAAGAGGAGAAGAAAAAACAAGCAAGACAAGAACUAAAUCAAAUUAAGAAGAAAUAUGGACUGAAGAAUGCUGCUUAUGUAGAAAACAGUCAAGCUGUAAGUGAUUCAAAUUACCGAAACAGGGCUGAAGAGAGGAGGCAGACAAAGGGCAGUGACAAUCCUCAUCAGGUGGAUGAGGCCCCAGCCUCGGUUCACAGACCCAUCACAGAAAAUAAUGUGGGACACAGACUUCUGAAGAAAAUGGGCUGGAGUGAAGGGGAGAGCUUAGGGAAGGACAACUCCGGCAUUCAGGAUCCUGUUUCUGUGAGUUUCCGUGUAAACCAGAAAGCAGGUUUAGGAUCAACUGAAGCAUGCGCAAGUUCUUUGGACAAUAUCGAGACCACAAAUAAAAGCAAACGAUGGCUGGAGGCGCAGAAACGAUACAGGAAAGCUCUGGCUGAGAAACAAAUGCCAACUCCUGCAUGGGUCAGAAGCAGCAAGCUAAAACCCAAAGACUCACUGUAGAGCAAGGAAGCAAUGGAAAAGAAGUUGAUUACAGAGCUGAAAGUUGUUCAUAGAAAGUGGGACAGGAACCUGUUGUAAGAAGAAAGCUUGUAUUCCUGAUGGUGUACACCUUCUAGAAAAUACACCGGACUCUAAGAAUGAAAGUUUAUAUGAAUUAUAGACCUACACCGGACUCUCAGAAUGAAAGUUUAUAUGCAUUGUAAACCUACACCGGACUCUCUGUUAUGAGAGUUUUUAUGAAUUAUGAAGAGCAUGAAGAAUUUCUAGAAGUUGAUAGUUUGUGGUCGAAUGCUUGUAAUACUACAAAAUGCAUGUUGGUCCAUACAAUCUGAAAAGCUAUGAAAACCUAGCUCUGCCUAGCAUGUUCAAUAUUGGUCAACAAUAUUGAAAAGUAAUGAUGUCCUCCUAAAAUUAAUGAUGUCCUCCUGUAAAUACAACACUGAAAGGCAGCAUAGCUGAGUAUUACUGGUUUCGUAGGAGUGAAAUAUGGUCAAUUCUUUUUUGUUGUUUGUUAUAAUUUGCAUUUUCAAGUAAACGUAUGUGUACAUGCACAUAUUGAGACGUUAA